Alligator sinensis (Chinese alligator) is the source of this 3646-nucleotide messenger RNA. RefSeq names its product signal transducing adaptor family member 1 (gene STAP1). Gene Ontology annotation, molecular function: signaling adaptor activity; protein kinase binding. The transcript is spliced from 10 exons. Gene Ontology annotation, biological process: positive regulation of B cell receptor signaling pathway; cell surface receptor protein tyrosine kinase signaling pathway. Lineage: Eukaryota; Metazoa; Chordata; Crocodylia; Alligatoridae. Bases 1 to 939 code for a protein of 312 amino acids. The record is from RefSeq and is a predicted model, not a curated record.
AUGGGAGAUCUUGAAGAAAUCCCUAAGCCAGCCCCACGGAGAAUCUUCCAUGAAAGACAGAGGAUCACGGCUUUGCCCCUGUACUUCGAAGGGUUUUUAUCAAUUAGGCGUGCAUGGCAUCAGGAAUUUAAACAUCACUGGACAGAACUCAGAGGAACCACACUUUUCUUCUAUAAUGAUAAGAAAACCACAAUGUAUUUUGAAAAACUAGAUCUAAUGAAUUUGACUUCAGUAACUAACAUUAGUCCAGAAAACAGAUGUUAUGCCCAAUUCAUCUUGACGCUGCCAAAUGAGGAAAUAGAGAUGAAGGUAGAAGACUAUGAAAAUGGGGAGGAGUGGAAAGGCUGUAUUCUCACAGCCACAAAGUUGUCAGUCCCAGUGUGCAUGUCAUUGCUACCUGGCCAACAAACUAGGAUGAAUGAAGUACUGGAGAAAGAAAAGAAAAGAAGGGCAGCAAGUGAACAGUUAUCUAGUGCAUCUCUAAGCAACGAGAAACCACAUGAUGGAAACUAUACUAACAUGAUGAACUCUAUACCUGAGUGUUACUAUGAAGUGUCCCGGCAAGAAGCCAUUGAAUUAUUAGAGAAGAAUCCUUCUUUGGGGAAUUUGAUCCUGAGGCCUGGUAGUGACAGCAAGAAUUACUCAAUCUCCAUCAGAUAUUUAGCAGAGGUUCCAUGCAUCAAGCACUACAAAGUGGUGAAGCUGGAAACAGGUUACAAAAUUCAACUGGAAAGACCGGUGAUGUUCCAGAACCUGCACGAUGUCAUUGACUACUUUGUCAAGGAAACGCGAUGGAACCUGAAGCCAUUUGUCAUGCACACUUAUGACAACAAAUCAGAAGCACUAGCUUCAAAGUACACUCCAACAGCAACGUACCUUAAGGGAGCAGAGAAUAUGCAUAUAAGCCCUGAUCUUGUGAAAUUCACAGAACCACUUUAAAGCAUCUUGGAUUUACUGCAGGAAUAUCCAGCUCUGCAAAUGAACCUCUUGGCAAAAGACCAAAAGAAACAAUAAGACUGAGUUCAGAGGCUGGAAAACACCACAUGAGCCAGCUCUUUUAGAGCUGCAAAUGCAGGUUGGGAACAAAACACUAGGUGGCACAUGCCUACUUGACAGAAGUCUUUAUAGCCUCAGAAAUGGCUGCGGGCUCCUGAUUCCAGGAUUACUGUGCACCAAAAAUAAAAGCCUGGAAGCUGGUGAAAUAAACUGCAGCAUCUGAAAUAGAAUGCCUUCAACAUUUGUACAGAGCAAAGUCCAUCUCCAAGGGCUCCAGCCCCAAGCAUGAGCAGCUUCCUUAAAAGCAAGAUGGGAGGAGGAACACCCUCUCAGCACCCCACCUCUUUAGAACCUCCAAAAGCAUAAGAAGUUCAGACUGCUGUAAACUAAGGUGGGCAAAGUGAAUCUCAAAAGGGCCCUCUCACCACGUGUUUGUUCCUACCAGUCUUAGAUUCCCAAGUUUAGUAAAUGGGGCUGGGGUGGUUCUCAGCUUCAGCUGCUGCAACAGUGUAUGGGGUGGGAGGGUGCGAAGCAAAGAGUCUUCAGCUAAGGUCAUUUUAGAGUUUGAUAGUUUAGAAUCAAAAUGUUUUGAUCUCCACCCAGAAGACAAGCAGUCAGCAAAGAUUUCCCUACUUCUGGUAUCUGCUACAAAGUAAAUGCUUGGAACUUGAAGCCACUUUAACAGCAGCAAGAUCCAUCUCUGUAAGUGGGCCAGUUCCUCCUAGUUAGGUAGAGCUUUCUGCUUUAUGGCCAUCUACGUUUAAACAAAUCUCAACAGUAGUUCUACACUAGAAACUGGAGUAAUGAAUGGUAGAUGCAUCCUUUUAAUGGAUCAGAGACAUUCCCAUCCUUCUCCUUGCAACCAGGUCAGUCUUAUUCAGUAGAGAAGAGAGAGAGAGAGAGAGAGAGACGGAAGCACUGCUUUGAACACUGUUCAAAGGACACAGAAAUGUACACUGAUUUUCCAUAGCAUUACAGUAACUUUGCAUAUACAGAAGACAUUCAAGGUUAAUCAUUUCAGAACAUAGAGCACCAGUCCUUUGAAAUAAAUCAGAGGCAGUUUAAUAUUUGAAAUUGCUAUCUGCAUGUUGCUGUGACUUGAAAGAAGUGAGAACUUCUAUUAUUCUUUACUGUUUACGUGUAACUUCCAAUGUGCAAAUUGCUUAAGAAAACAAUCAUUCUGUUUGUAAGCUAAAGCGAAUAGCAGUGGCAUAGUCCAUGUUGUCACUUAGGGUGCUGACAGACAUGCAGCUCCCCAGUCUAACUCAUGGUGCUUCACAGAAAGCGCCACGAAUUAGACCAAUCCUCCUGACCCAACAGACAUUUGCUGUUGGAUCUAGAGGGUAGAGGAUCAAACCCCACUUUGGGCCAAUCCAGCAAGAGAAGCUGUGUGUUUGCAGCCUCUUCCCCUAGCCCUGCCUCUCCUCUCCCAGCUUUAGUGCUGUCUCAGGAUAGGAGUGGGAAAGGACAGGGUCCAUUCUGGGGUUUGGAAGGGUGGACUGGAGCCCCCACCUUGGGGCGGGCUCCAAUCCACCCUCCUCCCCCCUUCCAGUAUAGACCAGGCAAACCCCAGACAGAACUGCCUCCCUUCCCACCCCCGCUCCCAUUCUGAAGACGGCUUCAGUCUAGCCUGGCUCUUGGUGUGCACUAACAGAAGUUAAUGAAGGCACUCUGCUUUGGAGCACCUUCAUCUGAACCCUCAUGUAAUGAGGGUUCAUUUGUCAUGCGAUCGGGCACUUUUUUUAAAGUGCUUUGCACCCAUGCACUUCUGCCAGCACACGGCUGUAGUGUGCUUUCUGUCAGUGCCCUUACUGUAGUUAGGGUUCAGGGUUAAAGGUAUCCAGGUGAGAAAUGGACUAGUGCCCACAAUGGCUCUUAUUUAAUCUUUCCUGCAAGUACAAGGAGAGACUGCAUCUAUGGUUACAGAACAUGCUUUUGAAGCUUUAUAUAAAUAGUUUAACUCUGUUUAAAAUAAAAAGCUUAGGUUUUAGCAUGCAAAUGUAUAAAACGAACAAACAAAAAAACCCUUGCACUUUUCCUCUUAGUCUAUGCUACUAUCACCCCAGCCCAAAAAUUCCCCAUUACUACUACAGCAGUAAGGAGAAACGGGGGGGGAUCACAGACAAGGCACUUGCCCUGUGCAUAGCACUUGAGCCACCCAGUUGUCAGGACCUACACAGAGUAUGGGUAAGGUGUAGACAUUUUAUGUACAUUAUGUUCCCAUCAUUAGUAGAAAAAACAACACAUUAGUGCAAAUGUGCCAGGGUCCACAGUGACAGAAGAACUAAUGAGUAUUCAACAUAAUAGUAGAGAGACUCAGAUGAAGAAGAGAUGGGGUUUUCAGUCAGACUAUUUAAAAUUCUGUCUUUAUGCCAACACUCAUUUAUUUCCAAGGAAUAAUAGUUUAGAGAAAAAUCAUUCAGAGCAAGUGUUCUAGCAAAAAGCAGUUGACUCACUCUUACAGAGAAAAGGCUUGCUAUAGGAUUGGCUGUGGGGAAGGUUCUAAUGUUACACUGUGCCCCAAGCAUUUAUAGUAAAUGAUUCCUCUAUCACAGCAUUUCUCAGCCCAUGGGUCGUGACCCAAAAGUGGGUCACAACAAUAUACGAAAGGGUCACAAGCAAACUUUAAAAAUGGAUCAACAAACUUUAA